AGACACAGGCCUAGUCUUUUCAGCUGCCUCUCACACUUGCCCUAUUAACCAAAGAAAGGAGGGGCAGCCCUUUCUCCCUGCAGUGACCCCAUUGCACACACAGGACCUACAUGUCACAGACGUCGAAGGGUUUGUGAGAUAUUCCCAGGCUGUGGGCUGCAGGGAGCUCUUCAACAGACUCCAGAUUCCAGCCCUUUCAGUGGAAACAUUCGGAAUUGACCUUUGAGACCAGCCAUCUCUUUUCUCCUUGGAACUGCAGACGCAGUCUCAGAAUUUGAAGACCAGGUCCUGGGAUCCUGCAAAGAACCUGCCCCAGUGACCCCCACUCUUUGUCCAAGCAGAAACUCACAAACAACUCAGCGGAGACUUCCCACAGUUAACUGCCAUGGAUCAGUUCAUCUUAUCCUUCAUAACAAAAAAUAAUUUUCAGCAGUUGUCGUCAGAAUUUUUAUCUUACUAUUUCACCAUAAUCAGUAAGGCAGGAGGAAUCCUCUCUCAAGAAACCCUCAGUGAUAUUCAAGCAGCCCUUCAGAAAGGGAACCUAGAAGAUAUUGUGAAAAAGAUUCAGGGAGCACUUGUGCAAGCAGAGAAUGCUCCCCUGGAUGUGGCUGUGACCGGGCAAUCUGGGACUGGGAAGUCCAGUUUCAUCAAUGCCCUGCGAGGGCUGAGUCAUGAAGAAGAGGGCACUGCCUUAGUGGGGAUUGUGGAGACUACCAUGGAAAAAACUCCCUAUCAACAUCCAAAAUACCCCAAAGUGACCUUCUGGGACCUGCCUGGAACUGGGACCCCCAAUUUCUGUGCAGACACUUAUCUAGAAAAAAUGGGAUUUACUAACUAUGACUUCUUCAUCAUCAUUUCUUCUACUCGUUUCACCUACAAUGAUGCCCUGCUGGCCCAGAAAAUCAAGAGCAUGGGGAAAAAUUUCUAUUUUGUCAGAACAAAGGUGGACAAUGAUUUAUAUAAUGAAAAGAUAAGCAAACCCACGUCCUUCAAUGAGAAGAAAGUCCUUCAACAGAUCCGAGACAACUGCCUGGCCAGUCUCCAAUGCAUUGGAGUGCCUGACCCACAUAUCUUCUUGAUCUCCAAUUUUGACCUGGCUGACUUUGAUUUCCAAAAACUAGAGGAGACACUGUUGAAGGAGCUUCCUGCUCACAAGCGCCACACCUUUAUGCUCUUGGUUCCCUGUUUGUCUGAUGCUGCCAUUGAGAUGAAGAGAGAUUUCCUCAAGGAGAAGAUCUGGCUGGAUGCUCUGAAGUCAUCAGCUUUGGCCUUCAUCCCUUUCAUGCCAUACAUCAGUGGUUUCGAUUUACCUGAACAGGAGAAAUGCUUGAAUCUUUACCGAAGCCAUUUUGGUCUGGGUGAUGAGGCCAUCAAGAAUGUUGCACAGGACUUGGGGACAUCUGUGCAAGAACUUAGUACCUCCAUGAAGUCAUUGAAUUUUUGGCUACUUGUGAAGGAAGAUGAUACAGUAGGAAAGUUGAAGGCAUGUCUUGAAUCUUUCAGCUCAGUGAAAGGAGGUCUCUUAUCUUUGGUCUUACAGUUUUUAAAAGCCUACCAUCUUCGUAUGAAAUUCCUCGACACCGUAGCUGAUGAUGCCAAAGUUAUUUUGCACAAGAUUUUGAAGAGAUAAAUUCUAAGAGAAUGAAAUAGAGGUGGGGUGUCUUACCUCACUGAAGUGCAAAUGAGUCCCAGGUCCUUCUGUCUAUGAAUGGGGCUGAGAGUGGGAAUCUCAUUCCUCUCAAUUUCUCAUAAAGUGAGGGGCUGGGGGAAAGUCUUUUCAGAGAGGUUAUGGCAUUGAUUCACGCUGAUGUCUUCUUGUUGUGUCUGGGUGAUUUGACCAUGGUCUCUGUGUUGCUUGAAUUACCAAAGAUAUGCACCACAUAGUUUCCAUCAAUCUCAAUGAACUAUUAAGUAGACUAUAGGUAUUAUUCACUCAGAAAAUAAUUAUUCUGAAACAAUUAAAUUGACUGUUAUCCAUUGACAUUUUCCCAGUCAUUUUGAAAACGUCAACAAGCAAGUUAUUUGCCUGUUAAUUUGAUAAUAUUUUGUUUUAUAAAAUCUAUAGUUUUAAUACCCAUAUCACCCCAUCUAUACUACUCAUCUUCUUUUUCUUUAAUGGCGUGCCUAUCUAAAUAUUUAAAUUGAAUCUUACAAUAUUUGUUAUGUUGUAUAUUGCUUGUUUCAUCUACCAUAACAUUUGAAAUAUACAUAUAUAUAUCAUGAUAUGAACUAGAGCUUUGUUUCUCUUUAUACAUUAAAUAAUCCAUUGUAUAUUAAUAAAAAUAAAGCAUUUGAUUUAGUCAUUCA
Molecule: messenger RNA, 2307 nt
Organism: Echinops telfairi (small Madagascar hedgehog)
Lineage: Eukaryota; Metazoa; Chordata; Mammalia; Afrosoricida; Tenrecidae
Product: T-cell-specific guanine nucleotide triphosphate-binding protein 2-like
Exons: 3
Coding region: 386-1630 (414 amino acids)
Biological process (GO): cellular response to interferon-beta; defense response
Cellular component (GO): endoplasmic reticulum membrane
Molecular function (GO): GTPase activity; GTP binding
Source: RefSeq, a predicted model, not a curated record